AUGCAAAAUGAGAUUAGAAUUGAUUUACUGAGGUCAGCCCUGAUAUCACAAUCUGGAGAUAUAUAUGAUUUUGAUGAUGUCCAGGAGUUCCUUCUCAGGCGAGAUUUCCGUAAACCGGUCGAAAUCAGAUUCCUUGCAUGGCUCAUUAGAUUUUCAAUUAUACCAGCAGCAAGAUCUGAAUGGGUAUCUAAAUUACAAUCAAAAUAUUCCGCUUAUAAAGUACUUUGUCAGCAUUUUUUUAAAGAAUCAAUCGAUACUCCUCUUGUAAAACUAGAAAACGACAUUGCUUAUACAAUCAGAGUUGAUAUUGAAAGAACUCAUACUUGGUUUUUAAAUUUAGCAAAACUUCUUCAUAUUCCGCAAACUUUUCUCGAAAAUACAAAUAUUAUGGUCGAAAGAAUACUUUCAGUGAUAACCCUUGAUACUCCUAAUCUCUCUUAUGUACAAGGUCAUGAUAGAUACGCAUGGAUUUCUCUUUUAAUCGGAUUAUUUUUUAUUGCGAAAGGAGGAUUGAAUGCUGAUUUUGCCGAAGCAAUGGCUUUCUAUUUAAGUCGCGCUUUCAUCGCUUACAAUCCAAUUUCUCAAGAUAUCGAAAAUUUUUCAAAAAUUGAAGCUCAUUUCAAGAUUCUUGAUGCUCUUGUAGAAAAGCACGUACCAGAAGCAUAUGCUAUGCUUAACAGCGUUGGUCACAGCUCAAUGCACUACGCUCUGAAGUGGGAAUUAACAUUAUUCGCAGAUGAGCACAAUAUUCACGAAUUAAUGUACCUCUGGGAUCAAAUUCUUGGUAGACUUGAAGAUAUUACCGAUUUCCUACGCUAUUUAUGCGUUGCUCAUAUUCAACAAGUUCCAAUUCCAAAAAUGGCCGACGAAAUGGCCCAGGCGAUACAGAGAAAUAGAAAUUGGGACUUACCACAUCUUAUAGACUUCGCUGAUUCGUUGUUGAUGCAAACAAGAGGCGGAAUUAGUUUUAUUGAGAAAAUCAGAUUUUUGUACUUGAAUUAUUGCGAGAGUUGCAUGGUAUAA
This is a messenger RNA of Trichomonas vaginalis G3, 1023 nucleotides long. RefSeq names its product TBC domain-containing protein kinase-like protein family. Bases 1 to 1023 code for a protein of 340 amino acids. Gene Ontology annotation, molecular function: GTPase activator activity. Lineage: Eukaryota; Parabasalia; Trichomonadida; Trichomonadidae. Gene Ontology annotation, biological process: activation of GTPase activity. The transcript has a single exon. The record is from RefSeq and is a predicted model, not a curated record.